AUGCCGAGUAUUCAAUCAAAUGCCAGUGUACGACCGAACGGAGAACUAUCUAGUUCUGCUACAGCGUCGCCCCACGGCAUCCUCUACUCGAACGGAGCGGCGGCCACUGGAUUCGCUAUAGGGACACCGUAUCAACCUUACCUUCCCUCAGGCUCCUACCGUUGGUACCCUCAGGCUGCGUGGUACCCUCAUGCAGGGUUACCGCAAGUUCGUGCCCUGCAUGUCGGCGAAGGAUCGGUCCCAUUGGGCGUUGUGCUUGCAUACAGAGGCUCACACUGUCGGCGAAUGUUCUUCGACCCUCAGUGGGACGAUGCACAGCUGCUUACAGAGAUGCGCAAGACAUACGACAAGCUUCGCUCGUGGCGGAGAUGGUGUUCACUCAAGAACGUUAGAUCUAUCACACUCGUCAAGUUGAGUCAAGAUACGUUCGUCUUCCCUCAGCGAAUUGGUCCAACCAAAGUCAGCACACGUCAGCAUAUGCGGCUACGCUUUCUGCUCGACCACCCGGAGGCGUUACUCGGCAGGCGUGACUUCACAACUGCCCUGAUGACGCGACCAGACAUCGGUAUCGAGUUCGUCGAACGCUGGCAGGCAACGCGACUGACAAUCGCCGUCGUCGGGCUAGUCUGUUUCUCGCUGAUCGUAUCGCUGCUCUACGCCUGGAUUACGAAGGACGUUUCCACUGCAUUCACCAUUGGAGCCUAUAUAACCUCGGCGUUUUCGAUCAUUCUAGUCUUGAUCGGCGUGCUAGGCUUCGUAGAUCUUUAG
Molecule: messenger RNA, 768 nt
Organism: Fomitopsis serialis
Lineage: Eukaryota; Fungi; Basidiomycota; Agaricomycetes; Polyporales; Fomitopsidaceae
Exons: 3
Coding region: 1-768 (255 amino acids)
Source: RefSeq, a predicted model, not a curated record